Molecule: messenger RNA, 2387 nt
Organism: Suricata suricatta (meerkat)
Lineage: Eukaryota; Metazoa; Chordata; Mammalia; Carnivora; Herpestidae
Gene: NPTN
Product: neuroplastin
Exons: 9
Coding region: 157-1353 (398 amino acids)
Source: RefSeq, a predicted model, not a curated record
GGAGGAGGACGGAGAAGGACGGAGCCUAGCUGUUGCUGCCUCCCUCGCUCACUCCUUCGCGCACUCGCCCGCCCCCUCCCUCCCUCCCCUCCCUUCCCCGGCCCCGGCUCCGGCCCCGGCCCCGGCCCAUUCGCAGUUCGGUCUUCCGCAGGGAGGAUGUCGGGCUCGUCGCUCCCCAGCGCCCUGGCCCUCUCCUUGUUGCUGGUCUCUGGCUCCCUCCUCCCAGGGCCAGGCGCCGCUCAGAACGCUGGGUUUGUCAAGUCGCCCAUGUCAGAAACUAAGCUCACUGGGGACGCCUUUGAGCUGUACUGUGACGUGGUCGGGAGCCCCACGCCAGAGAUCCAGUGGUGGUACGCAGAAGUCAACCGGGCAGAGUCUUUCAGACAGCUGUGGGACGGUGCUCGGAAGCGCCGUGUCACCGUAAACACCGCCUACGGGUCAAACGGCGUGAGUGUGCUGAGAAUAACCCGGCUCACCUUGGAGGACUCUGGGACUUACGAGUGCAGGGCCAGCAACGACCCCAAGAGGAAUGACUUGAGGCAAAACCCCUCCAUAACAUGGAUUCGAGCCCAGGCCACCAUAAGCGUCCUUCAGAAGCCAAGGAUUGUCACCAGUGAAGAAAUCAUUCUUCGAGACAGCCCUGUUCUCCCCGUCACCCUGCAGUGUAACCUCACCUCCAGCUCUCAUACUCUAACAUACAGCUACUGGACAAAGAAUGGGGUAGAGCUGACUGCCACUCGCAAGAAUGCCAGCAACAUGGAAUACAGGAUCAAUAAGCCGAGAGCUGAGGAUUCAGGAGAAUACCACUGUGUAUAUCACUUUGUCAGUGCUCCUAAAGCAAAUGCCACCAUUGAAGUGAAAGCCGCUCCUGAUAUCACUGGCCAUAAACGGAGCGAGAACAAGAAUGAAGGGCAAGAUGCCAUGAUGUAUUGCAAGUCAGUUGGCUACCCGCACCCAGAGUGGAUCUGGCGCAGGAAGGAGAAUGGUAUGCCCAUGGACAUUGUCAAUACUUCUGGCCGCUUCUUUAUCAUCAACAAGGAAAAUUAUACUGAGCUGAACAUCAUGAAUCUCCAGAUCACAGAAGACCCUGGCGAGUAUGAAUGUAAUGCUACCAACUCCAUUGGCUCUGCCUCCGUUGUCACCAUCCUCAGGGUACGGAGCCACCUGGCCCCCCUCUGGCCUUUUUUGGGAAUUCUGGCUGAAAUCAUCAUCCUGGUGGUGAUCAUUGUUGUGUAUGAGAAGAGGAAGAGGCCAGAUGAAGUUCCUGAUGACGAUGAACCAGCUGGGCCAAUGAAAACCAACUCUACCAACAAUCACAAAGAUAAAAACUUGCGCCAGAGAAACACAAAUUAAAUACUGCUUACGAUAUCUUUAGGUUCCUGAAACUGGUGGCAACAUGAUCUGCUAAAUUUUCUGCUUGGACUUCUUUGGUUCUCUCCCCUUUUAAGUGAGCAGCACCACAAACGACUGUCUAAAGCAUGCCUUAUUUAGCCUUUCCUGUAAGGGUGAUCUAGUCAGGUACAUUUUAAACAAUGCUUCAGUGUAGAAGGUGUAAACUAUUUUGGGCUUGAUGUGCUGUGAAUGUUGCUUCUUUCCCCCCUUUGUUAAAAUAUUUAAGUAGAAGUGAAAGGUCCCAUGAGGAUCGGAUCAUGCAUGCGCCAUUUUUUACUUAAUGCAGCUGUUAAAUUGGCAAAGCUCUAAAAUGCACUGCUGCCAUCUAGUGGUAACAUUUUUGUAAAGUACAGCAAAACCUACAGAUAUAUACAGUAUAUAAAUAUAUAUAAAUAUAUAUUUAUAUUUUUGGGGGUGGGAGAAAUCCAAAAUAAAAUAAAUGCUUGUUUCAUUUUUUAGCUGCUGAUAUUCAUUCCUUAUGUAUGUUGUCAGAUGAGGAAAUUGUGCAGUUCUGGUACAUAAAGAUGAGUAAUAUAAACUGAAAUCUAUAAUUUUAAGGGCUUAACCUACGACUUUGAUAAAAAGCUGGAACACUCCACUGAAUGGAUAUAUUGAAUUGCAGUAUAUAUGUAUGAUUGCUUUUUAAGUGAUUUUUUUCUCUUUUGUUAAAUCAUGUAAAUUCUGAAAUCCUUUUGCACUGAUGUUUUGAACCUUACUGUACAUUCAAUUAAGGCGAACUUUUAUAAUUUACCUUUUGUUUUCAAUGACCUUGAAAUGUCAUAGCAUGGUAUUCUAUGCAACUAGUUAUCCUCUGGGGUUGACACUGUAUUUUUCACAUUGAUUUAAAACGGUUGAGUGUAGAUUUUCUCACCCAGCAGGGUUCUCAUGCGGUGUGUAACCGUAGAUGCAUGUACUUGUGUUUUGUGUGUUGAAGUGCAAUGAUGUAUAAAAAAGUGGAUUCACUGUUUUUAAAAAUAAAACAUUGAUAAAAGGUG